Haplochromis burtoni (Burton's mouthbrooder) is the source of this 3897-nucleotide messenger RNA. RefSeq names its product serine hydrolase-like protein. Lineage: Eukaryota; Metazoa; Chordata; Actinopteri; Cichliformes; Cichlidae. Bases 123 to 1043 code for a protein of 306 amino acids. The record is from RefSeq and is a predicted model, not a curated record. The transcript has 13 exons.
AAUCGCUGGCCAAAGGUCAGGAACUUCCUGCUUUAAAAAAAAAAUUGAAAGAGUUUGUGUGAUUUGUUUACUUUACUGAACUUUGCACGUUUGUUUCCCUGAGACAAAAACUGAACACUGAAAUGUCAUCAGUGAAACAAGAAGUUUCAGAGCUCUCUAUACCGGUCCCAUGGGGAGAGAUCAGAGGCAAAGCCUGGGGUCCUGAACACGGCCACCCGGUGCUGUGCCUGCAUGGCUGGGCAGAUAACUGCGGUUCAUUCAACACGCUCAUUCCCUUCUUACCUAAAGAGUGCAGAUAUGUGGCAGUGGACAUGCCAGGACACGGUCUGUCAUCUCACCGGCCUCCUGGAGUCUUCUAUUCAUUUCCUGCGUAUGCAGCAGACGUACGCAGAGUUGCUGAAAGUCUCAGCUGGACAAAGUUCUCCAUCAUGGGUCACAGCAUGGGUGGCAACAUCACCGUCAUGUUCAGCGCAUUGUAUCCUGAGAUGGUGGAUGGCAUCAUAGUGCUGGACGUUUUUGGAUUUGUACCUACAGAUCCGAAAGAAAUUCCCCGAAUCAUGAGGCAGGGGAUGGAGGAGAUGCUCAAGUUUGAAAAAAAGGCAGAAGAGAAGAAGAGGGUUUACACGUACGAGAAGGCAGUGGAGAGGCUGUUGGCUGCAAACCCGACUCUGUCUGAACGGUCUAUUCAAACGCUUUUAGAGCGAGGCCUGACUCAAGUUGAAGGAGGAUUUGUGUUCUCCAGAGACCUCCGAGUUAAUUUUAAAAACAUAGAGCGGAUCACUUUGGAGCAGAGCCUGGAGAUGCAGUCGCUGAUUCAAGCUCCUGUUUUACUUAUCCUAGCUGACAAAGGUUUCAGUCCAGCAUCUAGAGAAUCGAGCCAGAAACUCACUUCGAAACUCCUCCAAGUCUAUCAGGAAAGAAAUGACACUGUGGUGAGAGUACCUGGCAGUCAUCAUGUGCAUCUUGAUAAUCCUGAAGUCGUCGCUCCAUUUAUUUGUGACUUCCUGCAGACCAAAGUGCUCUCACAGCAGGUGAAAGCCUAGUGGACAAGAUGUAACCAUCACACACUCACAUUCUCCAUGUGAAGUUUCACACUUCAAAAGUCUCAGUGCACUGUUUUCGUCUCUCUUAGAGCUCACAUUACCAUAAAAUUGUUCCAGUAAUUUGUUCUGCUCUGUACAAACCCAACUGUAGAGUCAUUUGGAAUAAUAAUACUGAAUAAAAAAAUUAAAAAAAACAUGAUUUAUGAAACUAGACUUUUUCAAUCUUUUGCAGUUUUUGUAGAAAUGGUGUAUCUAGCUCAUUAGUUAUAUAAAGGACCAGGACAGAAGUGUUUCUCUUUAUGUCGCUGUAAAGAAGCACUCCUGAAAUGUUUCCAUGUAUUAAUCCAUCCAUUUACAAGAAAAUAACAGCAAUUUCAGCAAAAUAUAUCAGUUUUCUCUCAUUCAGCCCGUCAAGUGUCAUUACAAAGAAAAGAUGCGGCUAGGCUCUUUGGCUUAACCACCUCAACUUUGGAGUGGUACUGCAGCCUGUGACUAAUGCCAUUGUCUGCAAGAAGGCUCUAAAUCUGAUGGUGAUUCAGACCUAACCCUCUCAUGAUGUGACCCAUUAUUCCUGCAACAUAACUCUUCCUGGUGCAGUAAAAAAUCCAAAGAGGAUGCCCCCCUCCUCUGUGAUUGUCGCACUUUGCAAAGCCAUGCAGUGGCUAGGCUGGACUGGAUCCUAAAAUGAGCCAGUCCAGGUGACACCAACGCUUUGUAAAGUCAUUUAACACCUCCUCACGUCAACCUUUUUUUGAUUGUGAUUAGUUGUUGUCAUAUAAAGGCAUCUUCUGAUUUAAUUUUCUGUUUCAUGUAAAUACUUCGGCAGUAGUUUGUUCUGUUGUCGUAUUGCUUCUGUCAGGCGCUGAAUGCCAUCUACAUCUCGAUGAGCAUCAGCCAACUGUGAAAACAUGGGGCCGGGAACAAAAAGCCAUUUAGACGUUUUAACAUAUUGCCAUGCAUUGUGGUUUUGUGGCAGUCUGCUUGAGUUUUCAGUGCAGUCGCAUGUGUGUAAAAAGCCCCGAACUGAAUAAAAUUCCUCUGCGUGUAACUUAUGCAGCGAGGAAGUCACAGUUCAUCGCUUCUGUUUAUGUGAGGCUGAUCUGUUUAACUGCUGCUUUUCAUGAAUCUGGUGGCGGCGCUGAGUGAUGCUAAAAAUGGCAGUCAUUAAAAAAGAUGACAUCCUCUGACAACUGGAUAUGUAGGCCACCCUCUGCUCAGAUUUUUUGACUUUAAAAAAAUAAAUAAAAAAAUAAAUAAAAUCUGACUGUCUUAAACACUUCAGCUGCUGUCAGUCAGAGCAGAUAUGAAAGGAGUCCCUCACACAGAGAUGGCUCCCUCUCUCUCAAUGUCACAUAAACUGUGUGAUGGCCUUGGUGUUAAAUGGAGUGGAAUUGAUUUUACGCAGCGCGUAGCAAGGCAGCGAGCAUCCACAGACAUCUGAAGGGCUUGUCCCCCUCCACCAGCAAAACCCCCACACCUACCCACCCUCCUCAAAAAUGAUUAUAGUUAUAUAAGUUUCCCUCCCACUCCCGCCGUCGUCAUGGCAACCCCCACCCCUCCUUUUUGAACGUCAGAGCCGGGAGCUGGAGGAUGAAGCCGCAUCCAGCUUCAGCAUCUCGUGCCUCUCAGAGAGCACCUGUGAUUAUUUUGCAGAGGAGGAGCAGCUGCUGCAGCGACGGCGAUCAUCUAAUGAGAGGUUCGGACUCUGGGCUGCUCUUCGUCGCUUAAAAAAUCGCCACCGAUCGAGCAGCGUCUGCAGCCGGUAUGUCGUGGUUAUUCUUGGACUGGUUCGUCCCACUCUACUUGCUGGUGUCGGUGUUGGUGCUGGCAGGCUUCGGAGCGUGCCUGUACUUCCUAGAGCCCGGGUUGCAGGAUGCCCACAAGUGGAGCAACAAAACAGUCCGGCAUCACCCGCUGGUGGCCAGUGUGAACUGCAGAGAUGACGAUAGCAAUGCCCUGAUAUGAUCAAGAGGGCGAGGCGAAGCGGGAGGGCGGCUGACCAUCUGGACAGGGGUGCUGCCGCCGGGACACCCGUGGGAUGGGAGCCAACACCCAAACGACCGUGGAAGAAAAAUGGGAGAGAAAGGACGAGAAAGGAGGGGAAGAUUAUCUGUUGUCUGAUAAUGCAAACCCUGUUCUAUAUCAUUCCAACUUUUCUCUGAUCUCUGCUGAUUUUCGUUGUAGAGGUGAGAGAAAAGUAAAGCAGAGGUGUUUUUAACGUUCUUAAAAAUAAAAAUAAAAAAAGAAGAAGAAAAAUAAAAAUAAAAAAAAGCCAGAUGCACAAUGCGAAGAAGACUGUAUCCAGAAAGAGAUCGUGAGGUGAUUGGAGGAAGUGUUGCCCUUUAGAAAUGUGUUUGUAAAUUUCACGCCAUCCUAUACUUGUGCCAAGUUUUACAUGCAUUUUGUAAUUUUGACAAUCACUUUGCAUAUCUCAUAAAGUUUACUUACAUUGUGCAUUUAAUUAGCUGAAGUGAGCGACAUAAGUGCAAUGACUUUCCUGCCAGCGGGGAGGGUUUUUAAUCCUCUCUCUGAAGUCGGCGUGGCAGCUGCUCAGACGCAUGUGGAUUGUUUAGUGCCGCUGUGCCAAAACGGUGUGUUAUUCGUGACUUACUUUAAACUGUUAUGUACCCAAUAAAUGCAACUGAUUCAUUUAAGGUGCCAAGAUUAUCAUAGAUGGACCAAGACGACUGACAAAUAGCCUAGUAUUUGGUAAAGUGUUUUUUUUUUCUUUGCUUUGUUUGUUUUCAUUGUUUUUACUUGACAGCAUGGUGAGAAACUGUGGGUGUGUAACGACCCUCUUUUAAGAAUCAUAUGCUUCCUUUGUUCAUACAAAAAUAAAACUGCUCAGUCCUCA